Molecule: messenger RNA, 576 nt
Organism: Morchella importuna
Lineage: Eukaryota; Fungi; Ascomycota; Pezizomycetes; Pezizales; Morchellaceae
Exons: 2
Coding region: 1-576 (191 amino acids)
Source: RefSeq, a predicted model, not a curated record
AUGAUAUGCCUCCUUGGACCUCCGGAAGAUCAUCUGAUCCGACAAGCAACUAAUGAUAUUAUUCGUGCACAUGGUCAAGAAUUUCCCCUUCCUCUAUCUCCCAUCACACUUGGACCACCAUCCCCUGCCGCAGAUCCUACAGCAGUCCUAGCUCUGGACGUGCCUGCGGCUGUUCCUGUAGCCACCCAUCCAGCCGAAGAACCCAACCGCUGUUGUCCACCUCCAGGCCGCUGUGCCGGAAAUUUUAACGGCCCUCACGAAUGUAUUUGGAGCGGCAGAAAGCUCACCAUAUUAUGCACCACGUGCGGUAAAGUUUUCCCACGCAAGAGUGACUUCAACCGUCACUACAAAAACCUCCAUGAUAAGACCUUGUACCACUGUCCGUUCCCGGGCUGCAGCAGCGUCUUCGCUCGCCGCGACAACAUUAUACCUCACCGCAGGAGCGCUCACGGAGAGAUCAUUGAAGUCAGAAAGGCAGCACCGCCUGGCAGCAGAGUCAGAGCCCGCGCUCGGGCUGCGGAAAAUAAUAGAGACGGCGCCCAGAAUGGGAACAUGGACGUUGCCGUUGCUGAGUAG